Molecule: messenger RNA, 1826 nt
Organism: Zymoseptoria tritici IPO323
Lineage: Eukaryota; Fungi; Ascomycota; Dothideomycetes; Mycosphaerellales; Mycosphaerellaceae
Exons: 2
Coding region: 237-1826 (529 amino acids)
Source: RefSeq, a predicted model, not a curated record
CAUGGCCGACGAAGACUCUGACAAGAUGUUGGAGUCCUUCGAUAGCCUGAGGUCUACGAGAAACAUGCCAUGAACGACGUCCAAGCAUAAGCAAAGCGUGAGUCGGAGUACACCGCCCGAGGAGCGAAGAAAGAGGAGCCAUCUCUCGAGUUCAGCGCACGUCUCGACGAGAUACCGCAUCGCAUGGGACGACUCAUCUCGCAAUUGCUGGCUACGACGCAGAAAGAGGUCUCCAAAUGGUGUCCCACCACGCGCCGCCAUAUGCUCCCUCUGAGCCUCCCAUAUCCGCACCACGAGCCUCGUCUGUGAUCUCCGGACGAUCGGCGACACGACGACAUCGACAUGCGCGCACCCACUUUGGUGGAUCGAGUUCACAUCUACCACAAAAUGAAUUCCCGGUCUUCUCUCACACCGGCGAUGUAGAGAUUGUGGUUCGGAAGGCAAGUGGCAGGAAAGAGAUGAAGUAUGUCCUACACAGGCUCAUUCUGAGUCAGUGCUCGGGCUUCUUCGAGGCUGGUACAAGAGCAGAAUGGGGCGGGAGGGCUAUAGACGAGGGUCCUGGUAGCGUGGGAGGGAGUCUUGCGCGCAUCAGUGAGGUGGAAAGCAUGACUGCUGGGAGCAGCUCUCGGAUGAGCAGUCAAGAGCGGAGACCAUCGUAUGAACAGAACGGCCGGAGAUGGAAUUACGAGCUGGACUGGGCGUCCGCAGGAGACGACGACGUACCCAUGCUGGUACAGAAGGACGGCACAUCGCAAUCGAUAUUUGGCGACUAUGCUGGCCAUCCACCCCCUGUGCGAAAUAAGCCUCCAGCAUCGAGUGAGAACUUCUUCCGAAGUGUGACAAACUUCACCUCGUUGAGCUUGAACGACAGGCCAUCACCAAGUGGACCGCCGGAGCCAGGUGACGAGAUCCUCAAGGACUACGACAAUCUGUUCCGAACGAUGUACAAUCAUCCGCCGAAUCUUGACACGAUCAAUAUUGCCACUGCGUACACUGAGUGCAAAGCGCUGCUACACCUCGCCGACAUGUACGACGCUUUAGAAAUCGUCGGCAGCAGAGUCGACCAUCAUCUCUUGCGAUUUGGCGUGAGACUGUUCAAGCAGAUCGCCAAAUAUCCACCGUCGUAUCUGAAGCUGGGCUACUUGGCGAGGUCAAAGACAAUCUUCACGGAAGCGAUGAUUCACGUGGUCGGACAGUGGCCUCUGGCUGCUCCACAACUACGAGGCCAGGUGGAGACAAGUGUAAUGGAGAUUAUCGAGGACAAAGUCGACGAGCUCAAGGAGAUCGAGGAGAAGGUGGAGUCAAAACUAUGGCGACUGAACCUUUCGACAAGUCGAGGCGAACGAGUCACUCCCACGAACGACUUCUUGAGUUGGCUUGCAAUAUCACUCUUCCGACAAUGGCUCGCAGAAAAUACCACUCUAGCGCCGACAGGCAUACUCAAAGACAACGGCGCAAGGCCGGCGUCCAAUACAAUCAGCCAACAGUCCACCCAACAACCACCUCCCCCUCCUCCACCCAUCAACACCGGCAGAAUCUACCGUCUAAUCGGCUCCAGCGACCCUUCGGCCUACCUCAACCGCGACGAAUUGAAACGUUUCCUCAAAUCCCCCGGCUCGCAACUCGGCAUCGAUCUGUACAAUCGCGACAACCUCAAACGCUUCGAGCGACGGGUGGAUGAGGUCAAGAACUUGGCGCGAGAUGUGGUCAAGCCGCUCAUGCGGAAUUUUCUGGAAUUGGAUCUGAGAGACUUUGGACCAACGGGCUUGGGGUAUUUGACAUGUACGAGGAUUGAGGCGAGGGAUUUGCCGUGGGAAGAAAUAUGA